Messenger RNA from Mya arenaria, 2444 nucleotides. RefSeq lists its product as uncharacterized. The transcript has 3 exons. NCBI's taxonomy places the organism in Eukaryota, Metazoa, Mollusca, Bivalvia, Myida, Myidae. Bases 42 to 413 code for a protein of 123 amino acids. The record is from RefSeq and is a predicted model, not a curated record.
UUAUAAUUAUUUUGACAGCCUCGAUCUGGUUUUGUUUACAAAUGGCGGACGAACAACGAGAUUUAGAAGGUGACGGGGAUAAACAGUCGGAAAACAAUGCCGAUACAGGAAGCAGUCUUGAAAAUUUUGUGACAGACCAUUACCAGAAACAAAAGAAUGAAGGCAGACUUGAUUCAACAGAUGAACUGUCGGAAGAGAGGACUCAAGACUUUUUUGCCAGAGCUCUUGCUGAAAGUCGAAGAAUGAAUGGAGAGGUGAAUAAAUCCAACCAGAAGCUGGACAAGAUCCAUUCAGAGUUCGGUAUAUCAAUGGUCAACUCCUGGCAAGCAGAACAUAUGAAGGAGGUACUCCAACCACAUGAACAUGAUCUCAUCAAGCAGGCCCAGUACCAGAAUCCUAAUGCUCCCAGCUGAUGUAUUGUGAUUGAAGAGAUGAAUAGGGGACAACUUCUUGUUUUACUAUUAGUUAGUUAAAUUAGUAAAUAAUUGUUGGAAUUUGUUAAUUCACCUCGCCAUGCUUUAAGCUAGUUGUUGAGGGGUUGAUUUGUGUUACUCAAAGAUAAAGUUAUUUGUUUGACUUUGUUAAAAACUGUGGUUCUCAAGUUAAGGAUUUAAUCUUAAAUUAGAAUUGAGAACUUUUAACUUCAAAUUAUUGUACAGAUGUAAAGAUUGUUAAAUUGCCAAGACUUUAGCAUCAAAAACAGUAGGAAGUACAUUGAAAUGACUAUAAUUAACUGUGGAAACAAUUUUAUAAGGGGUGUAAGCCUCUUAACUUUGGGCAAAAAUCCUGUCUAUUUUUCAGGGUUGACAAUGUUAAGCUCUUAAAACUCCUUUUUUAUAUGUCCAAUUUGGUCAACCUCAACCUAUAAAAUGGGUUUGUUACAUGUACUUUUAGUACUGAGAAAAUUUUAAGUAUAAAAUCUUCAAAAGUAAUUUAGAACAAGCACAUCAAGCAGGCCCCCAUUUUGGAAUCCUUAUGUACAAAGCUGAUGAAACGGAGGCAGACAAUACUGAUGAAAUAUCAUUAUCUUAAUUGUCAUUAACUGUGUCAUCUAAAUUUUAUUAACCAGGUUUUCAACGAAAACCAGGUUAUUAGAAUGAGGUUGUCGUUGGGCGGGCGGGCGGACAGGCGGGCGGGCGGGCGUCAAACAUUGGUUUCUGUUCAAUGAUAGAUAUUGAUGAAACUUGGUGUGUAGGUAGGUCAAGGUCACUGUUACUAAAAAUAGAAAAAUGGUUUCUGCCCAAUAACUUUAGUUAGCAUUGAUAGAUAUUGACGAAACUUGGUGUGUAAGUUGCUUAUGUGGAGAGCUAGCUUGGGAUUGCUUUUGAGUGGGGAGGGGCUAAGGUCAAGGUCACUAUUACUUAAAAUAGAAAAAUGGUCAAGGUCACUGUUACUUAAAAUAGAAAAAUGGUUUCUGCCCAAUAACUUGAGUUAGCAUUGACAGAUAUUGAUGAAACUUGGUGUGUAGGUAGCUUAUGUGAUGAGCUAGCUUAGGAUUGCUUUUGAGGGGGGUGGGGCUAAGGUCAAGGUCACUGUUACUUAAAAUAGAAAAAUGGUUUCUGCCCAAUAACUUUAGUUAGCAUUGACAGAUAUUGAUGAAACUUGGUGUGCAGGUAGCUUAUGUACAGAGCUAGCUUGGGAUUGCUUUUGAGGGGGGUGGGGCUAAGGUCAAGGUCGCCUGUUACUAAAAAUAGAAAAAUGGUUUUUGCCCAAUAACAUAAGUUAGCAUUGAUAGAUAUUGAUGAAACUUAGUGUGUAGGUAGCUUAUGUGAAGAGCUAGCUUGGAAUUGCUUUUGAGUGGGGAGGGGCUAAGGUCAAGGUCACUAUUACUAAAAAUAGAAAAAUGGUUUCCGCCAACAGUAAUUUUCAUUUACGUCUCUUUUUGAUAAAAGUAAAGAUAAAGUCAUACAACAAAUUAAUUGGCUAUAAUUUCUGAUUGCCCAUAACAAAAACCUGGUUUCGUCGCAUUGCAGCGCUUCUAGUUUAAAUUGUUGGCCUUGUAGUUCACUGUUCACAGCUGUUGGAUUUUAAUUUUGUUCAUUCUUUCAAUGGGUUUAUGAUCCCAUUGAAGUGUUCUAUGAUUGUUUAGAUUACAAUGUUUAAUUCUGAGAUAUACUCAAACGAUUUUUAUACCUUAAGCAUUACUUAUAUUACAUGCUUGCCCAUGUCACUGUCAGCAUAUACAUGAAGUCAGCAUACUGCAGAUUGCUUUUUAGCACAGAAUUGUCUGAACCGUAAUGUGUGUAAGAAUGUUUUAGCUUUAACAAUUUUAAUUCAAUUAUAAUAUAUUAAUUUAUGCAUGUUCUGUCAUACAAAGAAUUUGUUUAUUUAUUAAUUGUAUACCAUUUCAAUUAAUAAAGCUUAUACAAUGUUUUUUUGGUGUGUGAUUUAUAUACAAGAAUAGAAAGUGCUUAAGCCUUUCUUUGUAGCAAAAGGCAUUUCAA